UUAUUAAAAUUUGAUUUGAACCUCACGAUGCAAAGGCACACGCGAAUCCGCCCCGCAAUCGCUGUCGUCGAUUCUCCCAUCUCCACUAAAAGCAUCCGUUGGACGGCUGGAGUCAUUCCGGCGACUCGAGAACCGUCCGACGUGGACCACCAACGAACCGGGAAAUGCCCGCAUCUUCCAGAUUCUAUACUUCCGCCACGUGCUCCCUCGCCUCCGCCUCCGCCUCCUCCCGUUCCCCACCUCGCCGCCGCCGCGUCUCCCUCACGGGCCAGUCCCCGAGUACCCCCCUCACGCGCCACAGUCGAAACCAAAGCAGCUCGCGGUGGCCACACCCGGACCUCGGGCUCGACAUGGGGUUCCUGCUCGUGCGCAAGCCGCGUCCGAGGGACGAGAAGCCGGACCUGGUGAACUGGAUGCGGUGCUUCCUGUCGCAGCGUCUGUCUCAGCCCGCCGCGGCGGCGGAGGAGACCGCGAACGCGGAGGGUAAGGCCGCCGGGAGACGAGAGGAAGAGGAGGGUGGCGGGGAUGACGCUGACCACCUCGUCGUCAUGGUGAACGGGCUGUACGGGAGUUCUGCGGAUUGGAAGUUUGCAGCAGAGCAGUUUGUCAAGAGAUUGCCGGGAAAAGUCUACGUGCAUCGUAGUCAGAGCAAUUAUUCAAAAUUAACAUAUGACGGAGUUGACUUAAUGGGUGAAAGGCUAGCAGAGGAGGUUCGACAAGUUGUUCAGAGGAGAAGAAACUUGAGGAAAAUAUCUUUUGUUGCUCAUUCACUUGGCGGCUUAGUAACAAGAUAUGCAAUAGGAAAACUUUAUGAACCUGCCAUGGAUGAAACAUCUUCUUGUGACAUUGAUAAGCCUUCUGAUGAACAAAAUGUACGUGAUGUUGGUAAAAUAGCUGGUUUGGAACCAAUCAAUUUUAUUACAUCUGCUACACCUCACUUGGGCUCAAGGUUGAAUAAGCAACUUCCCUUCCUUUUUGGUGUCCCACUUUUGGAGAAAACUGCUGCAGGAACAGCACAUUUUAUAGUUGGAAGAACUGGUAAACAUCUAUUCCUUACAGACAAUGAUGAUGGGAAGCCUCCUCUUCUCCUACGAAUGGUUGAAGAUUGUGACGACGGGAAAUUCAUGUCUGCUUUGCGCUGUUUCAAGCGUCGUGUUGCCUAUGCUAAUGUAACAUAUGAUCAUAUAGUUGGUUGGAGAACAUCAUCGCUUCGACGUCAACAUGAAUUACCAAAACUCAAGCUAACAGCAAACGAUGAAAAGUAUCCUCAUAUUAUUAAUGUCGAUAAAGGAAAUCUAGAGGAUCAUCGGCAAGAGGGAUCUGUAGAAGAUUCACUGGCAGAUAGUUAUGAAGAGGUGAUGAUCCGUGGCCUUACACAAGUGGCCUGGGAACGUGUGGACGUAUGCUUUCAUAAGAGUUGGCUAAGAUACAACGCCCAUAAUAACAUCCAGGUUAGGAUCCAUCCAAUUAAUUCAGAUGGAGAAGACGUCAUAUACCAUAUGAUAGACAAUUUUGUAGUGUAGCCAAGUAGUCCGUCCGGUGAAUGCCAACUACUACGUAAAAGAUUACUGCUAUUUCCAGUGGAUUCGCCUUGAGAGGUCAUUAAUCUUUUACCAUGUGGGUUGCUAUGCACAACAGCUAGAUAAUUGGCAUCAAUCAGCACGUAACUCAUACGUGCUGCUAGGUGAUUCGAGCGUAGGACCUGUGCUUGUUGGUUGUUGCUGGCAAUGUAAAUAUAAGUGUUAGGUAAUGCAAAUAUUUGCAUGACAGUGCAUAUUCUUGUAAAUGGGAAUUUACCAUGUUAUUGGAAAUCCAAAGUUCAAACU
This is a messenger RNA of Zea mays, 1826 nucleotides long. Its product is annotated as serine esterase family protein. The transcript is spliced from 10 exons. The record is from RefSeq and is marked validated. Gene Ontology annotation, biological process: lipid metabolic process. The coding region runs from base 165 to 1523 and encodes 452 amino acids. NCBI's taxonomy places the organism in Eukaryota, Viridiplantae, Streptophyta, Magnoliopsida, Poales, Poaceae.